AUGUUUUCGUCUGCAACAUCUCUUUCACUCUUUGUUUUAUUUCUUUCCUUCACUUCAACUCUCGGCUCAUCUCUUACUCCGGUUUCUAAAAAGUCCGUCAAACGGUCCCUCGCCAAACGAAACCCAGGUCCAUGGUACUUUGAAUACUACAAGCCAAUGUCUGGCGCAUCAGAAGCCACACUCUUAGAGCCCAAGUAUAUUCUUGAAAAUAUGAUCUAUAACUCAGGCAUGACCGUGGGGAAGCAAACCACUCAGCUUCUCGAGUGGAAAGCGGACAUGGUACAUUGGCGAAAUGACUUGGACAUUGCUAAUCAACCCGCAACCGAGAAUGUGCCCAAAAGCUAUGCCUUUGUCGGGAUGGUUUCUGACAUGAACCAACCAAUCACUGCUUAUCGUUCUAUUCCAGUUGAAUAUUACUGGCAGCGAACCAACUCACAGCCAACAAAGGCAAACGUCUGUCUAGACUUUGUGAUCAGCCUCACUAACAACAAAAAUCCCGACCAUGAAUUGAUGCUUUGGUUAGAGAAAGAAGGUGGUCAAAAGCCUAUUGGCUAUGGUGGCAAAACAGUCCGGGUUGAAAACCUCUAUGGUAGAAGUUGGACUCUCUACGAGGGCCCUAACAAAAGUAACAAUAACGUCAUGGUCCGCACACUGGUCCCGGAUGAGGAUUUUUCAGGGUCCUUUAUUGGUGAUGCGCGCGAAUGGCUCAUGAAAUUGGUGGAAUUGAAAAGGUUUCCUGCCAGUGCUUAUGUCUCAGUUGCUAACAUGGGCAUGGAAGCCUUUUGGGGUAAAUCUCAUUUUGAGGCACGCUCGAAAAUGAACUUUUUAUGGUCGGGAAACAACUUCCAGGCAGGCUACACUCCACCUGGAUUCAAGAAGCCCACCCCCGGCAGCUCCGUUCCUGGUUUCUAA
Molecule: messenger RNA, 912 nt
Organism: Melampsora larici-populina 98AG31
Lineage: Eukaryota; Fungi; Basidiomycota; Pucciniomycetes; Pucciniales; Melampsoraceae
Product: family 12 glycoside hydrolase
Exons: 5
Coding region: 1-912 (303 amino acids)
Biological process (GO): polysaccharide catabolic process
Molecular function (GO): cellulase activity
Source: RefSeq, a predicted model, not a curated record